AUGGGCGCAUCUGUAAGAAAAUCUGUUCUUACCGAUGAGCAUAAUGUUGACAUCCAUUCGCUUGUGUGGCUCGAUGCAUCCGUUAAUGCGACGUCGGAAAACAUUAAUGUUCAACAGCAACUUCGAACUUUGAUCGAUAACUUCAAAGCAUUUGAGAACACGAAUGAUUGUUUUAACUACAUUCGACAUAUACCGAAACAAAACCGAAUUCUACUGGUUGUCAGUGGUCGGCUAGGUCGAGAAAUACUUCCGCGCAUUCAUCGUCUAAAGCAAGUCCUCUCGAUUUAUGUCUAUUGUAUGGAUAAACAGAAGAAUGAAAUGUGGGCACAAAAGUAUCCGAAGAUCAAGCGUGUUAUUACCAAUCUGGAUGAGUUAGUUGUUCAAAUUAAAUCCGAUCGAACACGACGCAAUGCUUUCGAAACUGAUGGAUCAUGGUCGUUUAAUCUGUAUAAAAAGCCAUCGAGUGACGAACAAUCGGCUAAAUCAGUCGACAUGCACAACCGUUUUCUUCAUUCGAAAUUCUUCUUCGACUGUUUAUUUCAAAUGAAAUCGAACACAACAGAUAGACAUCAGUUAAUUACUCUAUGUAAGGAUCUAUACAGAGGAGAUCAAGCGGAAUUAGUUAUCCUCGAUGAUUUCGAAAAGACUUAUACAUCCAACCAAGCACUUGCAUGGUACACAAUGGACUGUUGCCUGACCCGUUUAUUCAACAAAGCAAUACGCGAACAAACACUUGAAAUGUUGUAUUUAUUCCGAUUUUUCUUCCGCGAUAUCAAAAAUCAAAUGGAAAUGAAUCGAUGUUCAUCUACGGUGAAAGCUUACCAUGGCCAAUGUGUAUCACGCGAUGAUUUACAAUCAAUAAAGAAUGCGAUGGGCGGAUUUAUCUCGAUGAAUGUUUUUCUUUGCACGUAUUCGAAUCGUCAAAGAGCGUUGAAGAACUUACCGGAUUCAGAUGAAGUUGAACUCGCUCUCUUCGAAAUCGAUGCGAAUCAUUCUCUUGAUGGAGUACCUCCGUUUUGUAACAUGAAAAAUUUAAGUUAUUCGAAUCAAGAUGAUGAAAUCUUCUUCCUAAUCGGUUCGAUAUUUCGUAUCGAUGAAAUCAAUUCUAAUCAUGAUAGAAUGGUAUCCAUACGAUUAACAUUAUGUUCUGAUAAUGAUCCUCAGCUGAAACCAAUACUUAAGCCUUUCAAAGAUGAACAAGUGACCAUUUUAUCAUUUGGUGAUGUUCUAUGUCGAAUAGGAAAAUUCAACGAAGCAGAGAAAUACUAUUCUCGUUUAUUAACCGAAUUACCUGCUGACGAUCUGGAGAAUCUAGCAGAAUGUUAUUAUGCAUUAGGUAACAUUUUCAAUGAAAAAGAUGAUUAUCAACUAAGUUCUCAAUGGCAUGAAAGAUCUCUAGCGAUCAAAAAACAAAUCUAUUCAGAAAACAAUCCGAGUAUUGCUGAUAGUUACAAUAGUAUUGCUGAUAUUGAACGCAAGCAAGGACAAUCACAGCAGGCACUCGAGUUGUAUGAGAAAGCCUUGCAAAUUUGGUCCCAAGCUUAUAAUAAUGAUCAUCCGAAAAUCGCCAUGUGCCUGAACAAUAUUGGCUGUAUCUAUGGCGAAGAGAAAAACUACGAAAAAACACUUGAAUAUCACGAGAGAGCGUUGAAAAUCAUGGAAAAGCACUUCCCGGUCGAUCAUCUUUGUCUAGGACAUACGCAUAACAACAUCGGAAGUGUCUAUCGGUAUCUUGAAAAGUACAAUCUCGCUUUAGAGCAUUAUGAAAUCGCUUUGAAAAUUAAAACGAAAUGUUUUUCUUCGAAGCAUCCAUCGAUUGCAUCAACAUUGAGCAAUAUGGCGUGUGUUUACGAAGACAUGCACGCAUAUCAACAAGCAUUAACUCAUUUUGAGAAAGCAGCUGCCAUUUAUCGACACAAUUUUCCACCGACAUACCCUGAAAAUGUUCGAAUUAUAAAUGAUAUUCAAAGAAUUUCGAAGAAACUCAAACAUUAA
This is a messenger RNA of Adineta ricciae, 1995 nucleotides long. NCBI's taxonomy places the organism in Eukaryota, Metazoa, Rotifera, Eurotatoria, Adinetida, Adinetidae. The record is from the annotation of a GenBank genome assembly.